Messenger RNA from Nanorana parkeri, 1512 nucleotides. It is a transcript of the gene DMRTA2, whose product is annotated as DMRT like family A2. Gene Ontology annotation, biological process: germ cell development; regulation of transcription by RNA polymerase II; sex differentiation. NCBI's taxonomy places the organism in Eukaryota, Metazoa, Chordata, Amphibia, Anura, Dicroglossidae. Gene Ontology annotation, molecular function: RNA polymerase II cis-regulatory region sequence-specific DNA binding; DNA-binding transcription factor activity, RNA polymerase II-specific; protein binding. The record is from RefSeq and is a predicted model, not a curated record. The coding region runs from base 10 to 1326 and encodes 438 amino acids. Gene Ontology annotation, cellular component: nucleus. The transcript is spliced from 2 exons.
GGGACUAGGAUGGAGUUAAGCGGGGCCCCAUCUGGAUCCCAGGUCCCCCAGACUGCCACCUCCACUUCUCUGCCAGUCACCAUGGCUGGGACUUUGCUCCGGGGCCCCCAGCUGCUUCUUAGGGCAACUGAGAAGUAUCCCCGCACCCCGAAGUGUGCCCGCUGCAGGAAUCACGGGGUGGUGUCGGCAUUGAAGGGCCACAAGCGGUAUUGUCGUUGGAAAGACUGCAUGUGCGCCAAAUGCACGCUGAUCGCGGAGCGCCAGAGGGUCAUGGCCGCGCAAGUUGCGCUCCGGCGGCAGCAGGCUCAGGAGGAGAACGAAGCCCGCGAGCUGCAGCUGCUCUAUGGAACCGCCGAGGGGUUAGCGCUGGCCGCGGCCAAUGGUAUUAUCCCACCCAGGCCCGCCUACGAGGUCUUCAGCUCUGUGUGCUCGGAUGGAGGCUCAGAGACCAAGAUCCAGAAGUUUGAACUGUUCCCCAAGAACCUCAUCCCCAGGUCAAUGACUCCUCAGCAGCUGACCCCCGGGGCCAAGCCAGUGACUACAGACAGUGAAUCGGUGACUGGAAGCACCCAAGGAGCCUCCUCUCCAGAAGUGAGACCCGGUUCUGGUUCGGAAAACGGGGACGGCGAGUCCUUUCUCAGCUCCCCAAUGUCCAAGGCCCUGAAAGAAGGAGAGGACACCCCGAGCUCCAUCAGCCCACUGGGCUCUGAGUCUGGUUCUGAUGGCGAGAAAGACGAGCAGGACCCAAGUUCUUCUUCCUCAGCCAGGCAGAGGACCCCCAUUGACAUUCUGACCAGGGUCUUCCCGACCCAGAAGAGGAGCGUUUUGGAGCUGGUGCUACAAGGCUGCGGCGGAGAUGUGGUCCAAGCCAUAGAACAGAUCCUGAACAACAGGGGCCAGGAGAAGGGUGACGAGACCUGGUCUAGAGAAGCGGCUCUUCAGAGCAUCCAACCUUCAGUGUCCACCAGCCACCGGCCACUUAUAGCUGGAGCCAUCACCCCAGCCAUAGGGACCUUGGGAAGCAGGUCUGCCUUCUCCCCUCUACAGCCCAAUGCCACCCACUUUGGCACAGACACCAACACAUACCAGCUAGGUGGACACCUGGGACUCAACCCUUUAAGACUGGCCUAUUCUGCCCACAGCAGAGGACUUGCCUUCAUGACACCUUAUUCCACAGCUGGCUUCAUGCCCACCCUUGGCUUCCGCCCACCUAUGGACUAUGCCUUUAGUGACCUGAUGAGGGACCGGGCGAAUGUGCACAAGGACCAGGUCUACACAAACGGUCUCUAUAGCGCUGUAGUUAAUAACAACACCGAGAAGCAAUGAACUGAGCUCAGCCAUAAGGACUUCAUUGCUGGGUCGGAACCCUGAGACUCUGAAGGUCUCCUAAGGCCUGGGGACUAUGCUUGGUUUUAAGGAUCACAUGUAGGACCACCAUUAUGAAAUCCAGGACGCUUGAAACUGAAUUUUUCUAAAACCUAGUCUUGUUUUUUAUCCAGUCAGCCAUGUUCU